UCAGGGCGUGCGCGCCCCCGCCCGCAGGCCUGCGCCGUUACCGAGCGGCGCGCGCAGCCUCGGCAGCGCCUGCGAGGAGCCGGGCCGAGCCGAGCCUAGCCGAGCAGAGCCUAGCCUAGCCGAACCGAGGGGUUAUGAGGCCGGGCGCCGCCGUCUCCCCGUGAGGAGCAGCGGGCCCGUGGGGGUGCGGGGAGCAGCGCGAAGCGCCGGGGCCGCCCCGCGACAGGAAGCCAUUUUGUGGGCCCCCUCCUCCUUCCUCCUCCUCCUCCUCCUCCGCCGCCGCCGCCUUUUUGGCGAGGCCGGUGCUGCCGGCCGGGGCGGGCGGGCGGACCCGCGGAGAGGGCGCCCGGUGAAGGGGGGCGGCGGAGGCGAGCGGGGGCCCGGAGCGGGCGGCGGCGGCCGCCGCGCCUCCCCAUGGCGAAGAAAACCUACGACCUGCUCUUCAAGCUGCUCCUCAUCGGGGAUUCGGGGGUCGGCAAGACCUGCGUGCUCUUCCGCUUCUCCGACGAUGCCUUCAACACCACCUUCAUCUCCACCAUCGGGAUAGACUUCAAGAUUAAAACUGUUGAAUUACAAGGAAAGAAGAUCAAGCUACAGAUAUGGGACACAGCAGGGCAGGAGCGAUUUCACACCAUCACCACCUCCUAUUACAGAGGUGCCAUGGGGAUCAUGCUAGUAUAUGACAUCACCAAUGCCAAGAGCUUUGAAAACAUCAGCAAGUGGCUCAGAAACAUAGACGAGCAUGCCAACGAAGAUGUGGAGAGGAUGCUGUUAGGAAACAAGUGUGACAUGGAAGACAAAAGAGUUGUCCCUAAAGCAAAAGGCGAACAGAUUGCUAGGGAGCACGGUAUUAGGUUUUUCGAAACUAGUGCAAAAGCAAAUAUAAACAUUGAGAAGGCAUUCCUCACAUUAGCAGAAGACAUUCUUCGAAAGACCCCUGUAAAAGAGCCCAACAGUGAAAAUGUAGAUAUCAGCAGCGGAGGUGGGGUGACGGGCUGGAAGAGCAAGUGUUGCUGAACCUUCUCCUCUAUCACCAAUCGGCAUCCACCGCCCCUUUUUUCUCGCUGCAAAACAAACCACUCUGCCCGUUUUUAACCUUAAACCAAUGUUUUGUUCCUCAUCUUAACAAGCUCCCGCCUCCCCUUCUUUAGGACAGCUUGCCUAUUAUAAUUUUCUUGACAACGUGUAUAGGAAAAUCAUCUCCGUGACUUCAUUCUUCUUUUUUUUUUUUCAUGCACCUGCUCAACUUACCACUACGUUUUGGUUGUAUUAUAGUCCCGUUCCUCCUGACAUUAAAACAUAGAGCAAUCAUACUCAACUCUAUUCCGCAAAUUGUAUAAGAAUAAAAGUUAGAAUUAACAAUUUAUUUUGUACAACAGUGGAAUCUUCUGUCAUGGAUAACGUGCUUUAGUCACCGUAUUCUCUAGAUGCAUCAGCAAAAGAGCCAGGAAAACACUCAUUUUCGCCUUGAGUAUGUGAGUGGGGUUUAUUUUGUCCUGUGCCUUAUGUGGAAAGGAACUUUUGUUUUCAUUCUUUUUUUGUUGUUUUUAUUGAUUUCUGGUGGAAGCAUGUGCAGGAGACAUACCAUCCAUACUUGACCAUUUUAAAGUACUGAACUCUUUCCGUGAUUGCUUUCUGUAACCGUUGGUGUAAUGCAUCGAGGACAAAGGGUGGUGCAAAAAAAAAAAAAAAACAAACAAAAAAACCACAAACUACAUUUAAUCUGCUGUGUCUCCUUUCUGGUGAUCUAGCCAUUCGGAACUGUUCCUGCUGCCAUCCCCCCCCCCCUCACUUGCAGCUCUUUCCUUUUGCCUGCAUGCUGCUUUUAUUUGCAUUUCUUCAUGGUGUGACGUGUUAAUUAAAAGGAUGGCAACGUGGUAUGUUCGCCAAAAACUUAAUACAAAGCACUGAUUUAGCUUUCAAGGUAAAAAUGUUGAAGAUACCUACUAAUUUCCCUCUAGGCGAUGUCAGUCCACUAGUAUAUCUCCUCUCUCCUCCUGCAUAGCCGUUGGGUUUUAUGAUAUGGAAGAGUUAUUUGCAUGCACUAGUUUUCUAUGGAGGGUGAUGUGGUUGUCUACUUUAUGUGUAUGAAUAGAACAUGCGAUUCCCAAACUGACAGCAGUUCACGCGAACUUUUAAGUUCUCUCUUACCGUUAGCCGCUCCAACAAGCUGUUCGGUAGCCUGGCAAAAGGCUGAGCGAGACUAGAUUUAAAGGAAAAAAAAAAGAAAGAAAAAAAAAAGGAAUAAAUAAAAAAAAAGAAGUUGGCAGUUUAAUUUAUUACCUCGCUGAAAACUUUCCAUUUUCCGGUGUUAAAAGCUGAGUCGCUGGCGCGUGGGUCAGCCUUGCCCCUCUCCCGCUGUGGGAAGGCGGCGGCGGGCGACCCCGGCAGGGCUGCCGAGCCCCCCGCCCCGGGCCGGGCUGCGCUGUCACCGCCGCCUCCCUCGCUUCUCAAAGGCAGCGGGUUAAGGACUGCCGGGGCCGGGCUGGCUCCGUCGGCCGCUCCUGCCCAGCCCAGGCAGCCCUGCGGGCCUCGCAUUCAAAACACCGCCUAGAAGAGCUGCCCCAGCCAAGGACGAAAGGAGACUUUGAAUAGACGCUUCUCCCCCAGGCCUCACCUUCUCCUUUAGCGCUGGACACGCCUGUGCCCCGCUCGCCUUCCGGACUGCCUCCGGUAAAUAACUAAAGUAGUAAAUAGCGCUGAUUUAAUUUUAAUGAAACGGCGGUGUUCUAACGUUUAACGUCUAGUUUUGAGCGGCUUCCCCCGUAGUGACGCGACCGAGGUGUCUCCCUCUUCCUCCGUAUCUCGGCGUUUUGUCUCGGUGUGUGUUAACCCUUCGCAGGCGAGUGGCUGUCGGGGUCGGGCAGGGCCCCGCGGCGGGCGCGUGAACCGCCCGGUCAGCGCUGUAAAUAAGAGUACGGCUACCUUUUGGUUACACCUGCACUUUCUAACGUUAUCAAAAAGGGAAAAAAAAAAAAAUAAUGGAGAAUUAUACAUCAAGGGGUUGUUUGGUUGUUUGUUUUUUUUUUUUUUCUAAAUAAUCCUUGUUUUAAACAUGAGCUUUUUAUUUGCUGCCAGGGGCUUGGCUCCCUCUGUGUAAAUCCCUCGGGAUCCUUUGUAGACGCUGUGUUCGUUGCGAGCCAACAGGUAGAGGACAGGCCACUCGCUGGUACUACUAGCUACCGCCUCCGUUGCGUAUUCUCCUUACCGAGUUAAUAAACUGCAAUAUUUCUAGACGGUCUACUUCUGUUCCUAUGAAAACCAUGAAUUUUAACCGCGUGGCUUGGCUUUGGUUUGUGUUGUGGAGCGCAAGGCCCAGCCGAGGAGGAGUGAGCAACAAGAGUCGAUGCAGAUGCUUAAAAGGAAACAAAAAAUUAAUAAUAAUCAUGUUGGAGGAAUUUGCAGUAACUUUAUUUCUGCCGGUAUCUAAACUUCCUGCUAGCUAGCGAACUAACUGCUUGUGAAACCUCUACUUGGAAGACACCCCCCUCCCCAGCCCUGCACGUGGAAUAAAGCCUAAGGCCAGCCUAAAAAAGGGUGCGAAAGCAGCUUUGCCCGGCGCCGGCGGGAGGCUUUGGCCGACCCGGCCAGCGGAGGAAGGCUCAGCGCUACCUUUUGUCACGGCAAAAAAAAAAAAACCAAAACAAAACAAAUCAAAACACCAACCAAACAAAAAUACGUAAACGAUUAAAUUGGUCGUGAUAAACCAAAACCCGAGGUUGAAUCCAUCCUACGAGGGCGUUACCGCUUUCUGUUGGUGCCCCGGCGCUGCGGGGCGGGGGUGAGAGCGGCGCUUCGUGCUCUCGGACUCGGACGGUGGAAAAACAGCAUCAACUUAAGGUCUAGGAUUAAUUCCCAUGCCUACGAUUUUUUACGUAAUCUUUUAAUAUUUUUGCUACUCCACUCUGGCUUUUUAUUUAAAACACAUUCUUUUGUACCACUUACUGUAUCAAAUUGUAUAAAAGAUCACUGUCCCAUUCUUGGUCGUACCAAGAGCAAAUAAAAGCUUUUAUAAACUUGCA
Molecule: messenger RNA, 4022 nt
Organism: Phalacrocorax carbo (great cormorant)
Lineage: Eukaryota; Metazoa; Chordata; Aves; Suliformes; Phalacrocoracidae
Source: RefSeq, a predicted model, not a curated record